Letharia lupina is the source of this 408-nucleotide messenger RNA. RefSeq lists its product as uncharacterized. The transcript has 2 exons. The coding region runs from base 1 to 408 and encodes 135 amino acids. The record is from RefSeq and is a predicted model, not a curated record. NCBI's taxonomy places the organism in Eukaryota, Fungi, Ascomycota, Lecanoromycetes, Lecanorales, Parmeliaceae.
AUGCCGGUCCAUUCCGCUUUGUAUGCCAUCCUUCCCUUCAUUUCCUCUAAAGCAGCUCCAGCCAAAGCCGACGCCGUCUCGUUGAUAGCCGUUACAAGGAAAGAGCCAUCCCCAACAACUCCAUCCGCAUUCGAUGCCGACCAAUUUGUAGCAUUCGAUAAUGCACUCGACAGUGGUGAAGCAAGGUGUUUGGUCUCGAACCAAUUGCUGUGCAUAUCAAAGAGGCACUGGUCUCUCCAUGAGCAGGACGAAAUGAAUAGUAUCAAGAGUAGCGCAGAGCAGUCUGCGAGGAUUAUGCAGGAAGGACACACAGAUGCAUGGUCUGUUGAGGAAAUAGGUGAGGACGAAGAAGGUCACGACGAAUCUGCAGAAAGACUUCAGUAUGCUAUCUUGAGGAAAGCCCUCUAA